AUGAGUACAGAGAAGGGGCAAGCGCCCAUAAGAGACGACGAGUCAAUGUCAUGGAUUUACCGAGGUGCCCAUUUGCGUCCAGCAUUGUACGUAGAGGUUGCAGAUGAACCUGUUCAAGAUGUUGGGGAAGGAACUAGUGGUGGUCAGUAUGAUGGUGCAGGGAGUAGUGGUGUUGGUGGUACCAAUGAAGAUGACGAUGACACAGAAGAUGACGUACAUGGGAACAGUGACGAGGAUGACAUGGACAAGUCUGAACUGGAUGAGGAUUCUGAUGGGAUCACAAUGUGGGACGGUAAUUGGCAGACGGUUAGACAUGGUGUACAUUUUGCUAACAAGAAAGAGGAAGAUGAUCAAGAUCAUGAGGAUAUUGGGGAUCAGGAGCAUGAUGAUGAUGCUGAUGAUGCUGAGCAUUCCUCUCAUGAUCAUUAUGAGGGCACUGAUCAGGGACGGGCCCCGGUGAUGGUACCAUGCCUUUACACCGAUUGCUUUGGAAGUGGUUGGUUGCUUAUAAUGACUUUAACUGCAGGAUUGGGUGCUUACAGAUGGUCAAAGUAUAAAGAAGUUGCUGGGUUGGGUAAUGUGUGUCCCCUCAGAUAUCAUUUGCUUUGUUAUGUUGGGAGCAUCUAUUGCGUCUUGUCAGAAGUAUUUCGUGAUCAGUUUGGUUGGGUAAUUGCAGUUGUGAUUAUGAAUGUUUCCAAGAUAGCCACUGACUUCCAGUGUUGCUCUGCAGCUUCCCAGCUUGGAGAAGUUGGAUGCUUAUGCUGCAAACCAAUGGGAGAGAUCACAGUUGCCAGAGAUCCCAUCACUGCUCUGGACAAGCACAUAUUCGAGAAUAAUUUGGGCAGUGAGGAUUCUUUCGAAGAUUUUGGUGGCGAUGGUGAAGAUUACAGUAUAUUAUUUGCUACAGAUGAGGAAUUUUCGGAAAAGGAUGAUAUUGUUGAUUGGGUGAAAGGCAUGGGCAUGGCAAAUGGUAUGAUAAUAAACGUAGUUUCUAGCAAGAGAAAGAAUGGUGUUCUGAUGAGAUGUUGUAAAGGGGGAAAGGUGUCAGUUGAUGAUGGUGAAUACUAUGUCUCAUCAGAUUCGAAGACACAAAUCACUGGAUGUAAAUUUAAGUUAUAUGUGCACUUAGUUGAUGGAAAGUGGUGCAUUCGUGUGUAUCCUGGUGAGUUUGGAAUUCAUAACCACGAGCUGUUUGACGAAGAUCAUCCCACGAGGGGCCUUAGCGAUGGAGUGAAACAGCUUAUACAGGAUAUGUCCAAAGAUGGGUGCAGACCGUGUCAGAUCAUGGCUGCGAUUGAGAGGAUAUUUCCAGAUGAAAAAGUUAAUAGGCGGCAAGUCUACAAUUUCAUGAAGAAAUUGCAUAGUGAGGGGUUCCCGGUCUUGGGUGACUCGAGUGCCAUGGAUGUCGCGACGAAGACACUAUCGGUGGCCAAGCAUCAUCGUUACAUCAUCAUGACAGAUUGCAAUCAGGAGACAGAUGUGCUGACUCGUCGACAUCUCAACAAGGAAUUGAAAUUUGAGGCCAAGAUUGCAAAUGGUUUUGCGUAUGGGUUGUGGAAAGACGUUGUGGAAGCUAAUAAUCAGGAUGAGUACAAUAAAGCUGUUGCCGUAAUAAACCGUCGCUGGCACAAUUUUCCGAGAGUUCUUAAUUAUAUCCAUAAGACAUGGCUAGUGGUUGACUACAAAUUCGUCAAGGCAUGGACGAAUGCUGUGUUUCAUAUGAGCAACACUACUACAGGUAGGGUCGAGAGUGUGCACAAGCAAUUAAAAACUUGGCUGAAAACAUCUACUGCGUCGCUGGAUACACUUUGGGCUAAGGUGCACUUGGAAAUUCAGAGUCAGCUGACUGAAAUACGUUUUCCACUGAACCGCUUGAAGUGUCAAGUUUCACAUCCAUGUUUGAAAAAACUGAACACUGAGUGGUCGAAGGCGCAAGAGUGGAAAGAAGAAACGAAUGACAGAUGUGAUCAUGUGGUUUACUGGACUUGUCGAAUUCCAUGGGCGUGCGCCCUCAAAAAGGCUACAGAUGCCGGCACAUCGAUAACUCUUAAGCAUAUUCACCCAUUCUGGGCGACCAUUAAUAUCGAUGAACAGGCUGGUACUGGUGGUUCGAGCGAUGUGGAUGACAAUGUCCUUUAUAUCAGACAGUUGAUGGAAGAGCUGAACGAGUGUCCUAAGGCAGUACGACGCACGGUAAAUAGGACUCUCCAUGAUAUUAUGCAUCCAGACAAGUGUGGGUUCAAACAACCCGAGGAGGUUAAGAGAAGGAAGGGGCUGCUGAAGGGGGCUAAAUCAAAGAAAAAAGCAACACCUAAUGUGUGGGAUUACAAGGACGACACUCAAGGAAAGUCGACCACAGUUACCAGCGAUUCAAGUAAGAAGCACCCCUCAUCUUCAGGUGGUCGUACAGAUGCAUCCACAGUAUUUUGCACAAAUAAUUAUAUAUGUAAAUGCAAGACGGAAUGGCAGGAAGAAGUGACUCGUAUUCGAUGGAGUGGAAAUGGUUUCGCACCUGAGCGCCAUUGGAUGUGUGCGACGGACUUGUUCCUAGUUGCGACUUUGAACAAUGCAAUUGUGCACUAUUACGGUGCAGGAGAAGAGAACCAGUCGCUAAACACCUCAUGUUGGACUAUACUACCUGUCACUGCACGCGGUGAGGCAACAUGUCCGGCAUAUCAGAUUGGGGUAUGUCACCUUGGUAUUUACAAGCACUUCAUUCGGAUUAAUUUGGACGGUGACUUUCCAGUUCCACCGAUCAAUAAUCGGUGGACUAAGGAACAUCAUCCUAGCGUUGCUGGUUGGGAAUUACCACUUCUUCCUAGAAUUCAAGAUUGGUAUAGGUUUGUCCCCUCCAAUCUUGGACGACCCGUGAAUUAUGAUAAUGAUUUCAUUGAUCUUAGUUUCUUAGAUUAG
Oldenlandia corymbosa var. corymbosa is the source of this 2913-nucleotide messenger RNA. NCBI's taxonomy places the organism in Eukaryota, Viridiplantae, Streptophyta, Magnoliopsida, Gentianales, Rubiaceae. The record is from the annotation of a GenBank genome assembly.